CCCCACCCUUACUGGGCUGUCGCUGGCUCUGUGAAAGGACAUCCGGGCCACCGAAUGCUCCAUGUGGUCUUCACAGCUCUGUGAUCUGACCUCAGCGGCACCACUACCUGUUAGUGUUGAAGGAUCCUGAAAUUCCUCCAAACGUAGCUCCCUGGGCUGAAGAUGCCCCUCCCAGUCUGCCUGCCUCAUCCAAGGGCCCUAACUACAGUGAAGAGGUCCCUCACACUGGUGGAAGAGGACGCUGCUAUAAGUGGGAUGGGGCGGGGGGAGGAUGGGGUGGAGAGAAACGGAAAGGAAGCCUCCAGUCCUGGCCCCGGGAAAGCCAGCAGACUCGGGCCGGGGCGCCGACAAUAGUCCAGGAGAAGGGAGAUUUUUAGAAAGCUGGGUGAGAAGGGACCCUGUGACCCACGGGCUUUCAUUUCUCCUAAAUCUGGGUGACGCAGGCAGCCCAGGGCCAGUGAAAGGGGAAGCCCAGAGUUUCUUAAGAAGCAGAGAGAGGGACAGUCUGAACCGGGAGGAAAAGCCAGAAGGGACUUGGGGGGAGGAAGGGAGGCAGUCAGGCCAACAGGGGUGUGUGGAGGAGGUGGCAGGGCCGGUGGAGGGGGCACUGAGGCGGAGGUGUCCUAAGAGAGGGGGCCAACAGUUGAGAAAAGGCAGUGGGGACCGGGGUGGACUAGCAGGAAAGAGGGGGAGGGUGGAGAAGUGAGGCAAGCGGGUGAUAGGGUGUGGGGACAGACAAGGCCAGAGUGGAGGAAGGAGAGGAGACACUCAGUAUAAGAGAAGCGCUGGGGAGGAGAUGAACAAGAACUUGUGGAAGGAGAGAGUGAAGAAUUAAGGUGGAGAUCGAAUCUGGGAAGCAAGGAGAGGGACCCGAGGGAAAAAGAGAAGGAGACAAGGGGUGAGAAAAGAGGGCAAUCGGUCUAGGGGAGAAGAGGGGAGGGCAGAGGAAAGGAUCUGAGUCACGGAGACAGGAGGCCCACGAUGUCUGCACCUCGAGCUCAGGAGCAGCCAAGCAGGUCCGGGGAGCGGCAACCACUGGUGGCUCGAGGCCGGCGGAGUCCCCGGCGGUGGAGACGGACAGCGGCCGCCGCAGUGCUGCUGGUGGAGAUGCUGGAACGCGCGGCCUUCUUUGGUGUCACCUCCAACCUCGUGCUCUACCUCAACAGCUAUAACUUCAAUUGGCCUGGCGAGCAGGCGUCGAGGGCCACACUCCUCUUCCUGGGCGCCUCCUACCUGCUGGCUCCCGUGGGAGGCUGGCUGGCCGAUGUGUACCUGGGCCGCUAUCUCACCAUCUCGCUCAGCCUGGUGCUCUAUCUGGCUGCCUCGGGCUUGUUGCUCACCACCAUCACCGAAGACGGCCGCAAAUCCUUCUGCGGAGAGAUGCCCGAGUUGCCACUGGAACCUGCCUGUCCAUCCGCAGACUGUCCAGGCUCCUGGUCCAGCCCCUACUGCGCGACCACCCUCUACUUGGUGCUGCUGCUGCUGGCGCUGGCUGCCAGCUCUGUCAGGAGCAACCUCACUUCGUUCGGGGCUGACCAGGUGAUGGACCUCGGACGGGAUGCCACCCGUCGCUUCUUCAACUGGUUUUACUGGAGCAUCAACUUGGGUGCCGUACUGUCCCUGCUGGUGGUGGCCUUCAUUGAGCAGAACAUCAGCUUCCUGUAUGGCUACAGCAUCAUCGUGGGCCUUGUGGGCCUGGCGUUCUUCAUCUUCCUCUUUGCUACCCCCGUCUUCAUCACCAAGCCCCCAACAGGCAGUCAAGUGUCAACUAUGCUGAAGCUCGCAUUCCAAAGCUGCUGUCCCCGGCGGCACUCUUCCAGGGACUCUGAGGGUGCCCACCUGCUGCCUGAUCAGAGGUCUCACCAGUGGGGUCCUUCUCCACAAGAAGACAUGGCCAACUUCCAGGUGCUGGUGAAGCUCCUGCCUGUGAUGGUGACCCUUGUGCCUUACUGGAUGGUGUAUUUCCAGAUGCAGUCCACCUACGUCCUGCAAGGUCUCCACCUCCAUAUCCCCAACAUCUUCCGGACCAACCCUAGCAAUAGCUCUUUGGCUCUGAGAUCAGAAAACAAUAACUACAGGAUCCCAGAAGCCUGGCUCCUGCUGGCCAAUGUGGUGGUGGUACUGAUUCUGGUCCCUGUCAAGGACCACUUGAUUGAUCCUCUGCUGCUGCGGUGCAAGCUUCUGCCCUCCGCUCUGCAGAAGAUGGCCCUGGGCAUGUUCUUUGGGUUCACCUCGAUCAUCGCGGCAGGAGUCCUGGAGAAAGAGCGCUUACGGUACAUCGCUGCCAACCAGACAGUGCCUCAGCUGAUUGGGCAGGACUUGUACUAUGCGGCACCACUGUCUAUCUGGUGGCAAAUCCCCCAGUACCUGCUCAUCGGGAUCAGUGAGAUUUUUGCCAGCAUCCCAGGUCUCGAGUUUGCCUACUCAGAAGCGCCACGCUCCAUGCAGGGCGCCAUCAUGGGCAUCUUCUUCUGCCUUUCGGGGGUAGGCUCACUGCUGGGCUCUGGCCUGGUGGCCCUACUGUCCUUGCCUGGGGGCUGGAUGCACUGCCCCAAGGAUUUUGGGAACAUCAACAACUGCCAGAUGGACCUUUACUUCUUCCUGCUAGCCGGCAUUCAGGCUGUCACGGCUGUCCUGUUUCUUUGGAUUGCUGGUCGCUAUGAGAGGACUCGUCAGGACCCAGCUUCCCAGAGCUCGUCCAACAGGGUCAGGGGCUGAAUUAGUCUCCACCCACCCAGACAGACAGUGCCAUAGCAGUACCAGCUGUGCCCAUUCUCUUCUCAUUUAUUCUGCACCCAACAUUAGAAUGAAGUGGUUCCCAUAAAUAA
Molecule: messenger RNA, 2828 nt
Organism: Peromyscus leucopus (white-footed mouse)
Lineage: Eukaryota; Metazoa; Chordata; Mammalia; Rodentia; Cricetidae
Gene: Slc15a3
Product: solute carrier family 15 member 3
Exons: 8
Coding region: 982-2718 (578 amino acids)
Biological process (GO): transmembrane transport
Cellular component (GO): lysosomal membrane
Molecular function (GO): transmembrane transporter activity
Source: RefSeq, a predicted model, not a curated record